Molecule: messenger RNA, 1089 nt
Organism: Peniophora sp. CBMAI 1063
Lineage: Eukaryota; Fungi; Basidiomycota; Agaricomycetes; Russulales; Peniophoraceae
Source: the annotation of a GenBank genome assembly
AUGCACACCCUCGCCCGACGCCGUCUGGCCUCUCUCCCCCAAUCUCUCCCGAAAACUUUCCCGAAAACCCUCCCCCAAACGCGUCGAUACGCGCAGCUCCAACCCAAGCCGACGCCUCAGCCCGAGCCCCACGCUCCGCCACCAGUGAACCCGGAAAAGAGCAGCGACGAGUCGGCGCUGACGCGGUAUCUGCGCCGCUCGCCGCGUGCGGCUUGGGCGUUCUUCAAGAUGGUCGGUUUCUUUGGCGCGGAUAGUAAGAAGCAGGUCGCGGGGCGGCAGACGAGGGUGCUUUAUCUGGAUUUGUGUGCGCCGAGGGCGGAGGAGGACGCGGAGUUUUGGAAGGACCAAUGUCACCUGCCGCCAACCUUCCAAUCCUGGUUCACAGUAACCAACCUACACGUCUGGAUCCUCACCACCCGCCUCCGCGCCCUCCCAUCCCCGCACGCGGACCUGUACGUCCAAGACCUGUGCGACCACUUCUUCCUCGACAUCGAAGACCGCAUGCGGCACGUCGUCGCGCCCGAGCUCCCGCCCGGCACGACGCCCGCCGACGAGAAAUGGCACCGCCGCCUGCCCGACGCGCAGUACGAGUCCGAGCGCACGAGCCCGAGCAGCCCCACCUUCUACCAGAUACGCAAGGGCCCGCGCGGGAAGUACCCGCCCGAGGCGUUCGUCACGCGCCAGAUGAAGCUCUUCAGGGAGCAGUACCACGGCCUCCUCUUCGCGCUCGACCUCGCAUUGGCGCACAACUCCGACGCCGAGCUCGGCGCCGCGCUCUGGCGCAACAUCCUCGGCGGCCGCGGCGCGCGCGGCAUCCCGUAUCCCGGCGCGAACGUCGAGCUGCCCCCGGACGACCUGAGCGGCGUGAACGAGUUCGACGGGGCGAGUCUGGACAAGUACGUCCGGUUCCCCGAGACGAUCGUGCAGCUUGUCAAGUAUGUGCGGGCGGAGGUUACGCGGUUGGCGGAGCUGCCGGACGAUGAGGUUAUGGUGCAGCCUGGGGAGGAUAUGCAGAUUUUGUAUGAGAAUUUGAUGAGGGAGGGUAGGGAGGAGAGGGAGAGGGAGGCGGCGAGGAAGGGAAAGGCGUAG